Colletotrichum destructivum is the source of this 3857-nucleotide messenger RNA. Its product is annotated as Putative armadillo-like helical, 26S proteasome regulatory subunit RPN2. The record is from RefSeq and is a predicted model, not a curated record. The transcript has 3 exons. NCBI's taxonomy places the organism in Eukaryota, Fungi, Ascomycota, Sordariomycetes, Glomerellales, Glomerellaceae. Gene Ontology annotation, biological process: regulation of protein catabolic process; proteasome-mediated ubiquitin-dependent protein catabolic process. Gene Ontology annotation, cellular component: proteasome complex; nucleus; proteasome regulatory particle, base subcomplex. The coding region runs from base 234 to 3683 and encodes 1149 amino acids. Gene Ontology annotation, molecular function: enzyme regulator activity.
CUUCGCUUUCGACGUCCUUCUUCCAUCAUCAACGCCUCUUCGGAGCUUCCAUCACCAACCAACAAAACUAAAAACAUCCCAAUACUCCGUCCCGUUCUGCACCGCCGCUUGACCUCUUCCACCUCGACCGAAUUUUGAUCCUCAAUUCUAUCUCGGCCGCGCAACGUCUCCUCCCACCCCCACACAGCUAAGCUCAGCUCCCGUCUCCGUGGUCGCCCUCCUCACCCCCGACAAUGCCUGGCCUGGUCUCAGCUACCGGAGUCCUGGGCUUCCUGGCCGAUGAGGAACACGACCUCAAGGUCUUCGCCCUCCAGACUCUUAACGAUGACAUCGACACAGUCUGGACCGAGGUCGCCGGCGCUCUGAGCCAGAUCGAGGCUCUCUACGAAGACGAAUCCUUUCCCCAACGACAGCUGGCAGCCCUCGUGCUCGCCAAGGUCUACUAUCAUCUCCAGGCUUACAAUGAGAGCAUGACCUUUGCCCUCGCCGCAGGCGACCUUUUUAAGCUCGAUGCUCCCGGUGAAUUUGAGGAUACCAUCAUUUCCAAGUGUAUCGACCAGUACAUCGCCACUUCCUCGGCCAAGCACACCGCCCCCACCUUGUCCCAGAACGACAACUCCCUGCCCGCUUUGGCAACCACUUUUGCGACCGGCCCCGCCGACGGGUCUGCCCUGAUUUCCCCGACCACCCCCUUCUCUCAGACGACUCUCCCGUCCAAGUCUCUCCUGUCCCGCGUCUCGACCGACAACGCCAUCCUCGAUCCCACAUUUCAGCCGGUGAAGGAGGGUCGCUCUGGCUCUAUCGCCCCCAUCAACGACCAGGCAACCCAGGCUGCGCUUCAGCGCAUCGUCGAGCGUCUUUUCGAGGCUUGCCUCAAGGACGGCAGAUAUCGUCAGGUCGUCGGUAUUGCCGUCGAGGCCAAGAACCUCGAGGUCCUUCGCCGUGUCAUCAAACGCGCAAGCGAUGAUGAGAAGCGUUCCAAGACAAAGUCAACAGAUGGUCAGGGUCCCGCCGAGGAGCUCAUGGAGUAUGCCUUGAGCAUCUGUAUGGACAUCGUUCAGGAACGCGCUUUCCGUACCGAGAUUCUGCGCUUGAUUCUGGAUCUCCUGAACGACAUCCCGAACCCCGACUACUUCGCCAUCGCCAAGUGUGUCGUCUAUCUUAGCUCAGACGAGGAGGCGUCCCGUAUGCUCAAGCAGUUGAUCACAACCGGCGACCGCAACUCGAUCGCCAAUGCCUACCAGAUCGCCUUCGACCUGUACGACAACGGAACCCAGGAGUUCUUGGGCAAGAUUAUCAACUCCCUGCCGUCCGGUGAGCCCGCCAAGGCACCAGCAAGCGAUGCUACCGAGGAGGAGCCUCUUCUCGAGAAUCAGGAGCCUUCUGGAGAGGAGCUCUCGGACGAGCUCUCUAAGGUCUAUAAGAACAUCCGCUCCAUCCUCGAUGGCAGCAAGACCAUUCAGCUGAACCUCGAAUUCCUCUACCGGAACAACCGCACCGACUUGAGCAUCCUAAACAAGGUCCGCGAUAGCUUGGAAGGUCGCAACUCCAUCUUCCAUACCGCCGUCACCUUCUGCAACGCCUUCAUGAACCAGGGUACUACCAACGACAAGUUCUUCCGCGACAAUCUCGAAUGGCUCGGCAAGGCCGUCAACUGGUCCAAGUUUACCGCGACGGCCGCGCUCGGCGUCAUCCACCGUGGCAACCUGACACAGUCCCGAAAGCUGCUUGAGCCCUACCUGCCGCGCCAAAGCGGCUUGAGCAGCGGCUCCAUCUUCAGCCAGGGCGGUGCUCUCUACGCUUAUGGUCUGAUCCAUGCCAACCAUGGCGCUGAUGCGCUCGAUUACCUCAAGAUCCAGUUCACAUCCGCCGAGGAGGAGGUCAUUCAGCACGGUGGUGCUUUGGGCCUGGGUAUCGCCGGUAUGGGCACCGGCUCCGAAGAAAUCUUCGACAACCUCCGAACGGUUCUUUUUACCGACUCCGCCCUUAACGGAGAGGCCGUUGGCCUCGCCAUGGGUCUCAUCAUGCUUGGCACCGGCAACGUGCGGGCGCUGGAGGACAUGAUCACCUACGCUCAUGAGACGACUCACGAAAAGAUUGUCCGUGGUCUGGCCAUCGGUAUGGCAUUGAUCAUGUUUGGCCGCCAAGAGGGCGCCGACGCAAUGAUCGAAGGUCUUCUCAACGACCCUGAUCCGACUCUGAGAUACGGCGGUAUCAUGACUGUGGCUCUCGCUUACUGCGGUACCGGCAGCAACAAGGCUAUUCGCAAGCUGCUGCACAUUGCCGUCAGCGAUGUCAAUGACGACGUCCGCCGUGUCGCAGUCAUGAGCUUGGGCUUCAUCCUCUUCCGAAAGCCCGGCAGUGUUCCCCGCAUGGUCGAGCUGCUUUCCGAAUCGUACAACCCCCACGUGCGUUACGGGUCCGCCAUGGCCCUGGGCAUUUCUUGUGCCGGUACUGGCCUCGACGAGGCCAUCGACCUGCUCGAGCCCAUGAUGAAAGAUCCCACCGAUUUUGUCCGCCAGGGUGCUCUCAUCUCCCUGGCUAUGAUCAUGAUCCAGCAGAACGAGGUCAUGAACCCCAAGGUUGCCGCAAUCCGCAAGACCUUGAAGAAGGUUGUCGGUGAUCGUCACGAGGAUGCCAUGACCAAGUUUGGUGCUUCGCUCGCCCUGGGCAUCAUUGACGCCGGCGGCCGCAACUGCACCAUUGGCCUCCAGACGCAGACGGGUAACCUCAAUAUGGCUGGCAUUGUUGGCAUGGCUGUCUUUACCCAGUACUGGUACUGGUUCCCCUUCACCCACUUCCUUUCGCUCGCCUUCUCCCCCACCUCCAUAAUUGGUCUUGACCACGAUCUCGAGAUCCCCAGCUUCAAGUUCCAUUGCGCCACCCGCCCCAGCCUGUUCGACUACCCUCCCGAGCAAGAGGUCAAGGCCGAGGAGGGCCCUACCAUGGUCGCCACGGCUGUGCUGUCGACGACUGCCCAGGCGAAGCGAAGAGCCCAGAAGAAGGAGCGUGCUCAGCGUCGUGAGAGCAUGGACAUUGACUCCUCUGCCAAGCCUACCGUCUCCGACAAGAUGGAGGUGGAUGAGAAGAAGGAGGAGAGCAAAGACAAGAAGGAGGGCGAGGGUGGCGAGAAGGAGGCGUCUGUUGCCCCGGCUGACACCAAGAAGAAGGCCGAGAAGGAGAAGGUUGGCUACGAGAUGGAGAACCUGUCGCGCGUGGUCCCUGGGCAGCUCAAGUUCAUCAGCUUCCCCACUGGCCGUUACAAGCCGGUCAAGAAGCCCACCGGAGGACCUCUUCUCCUGCAGGACACGCAACCAGACGAAGAGAAAACUCUCAUCGAGGAAAAGCUAAAGAAGGUGACAACGGAGAAGGCCCCUGUCGCCGGCCAGAGCAACGCCGGUGGCUCAUCGGCAGGCUUGACACCGCGCCAGCAGCAGAACCUCAUUUCCCAGGCUCUCAGAGCCGGAAAUGGCGGUGAUCUCCGCUCAUUGAACGAGCUCAGCGAGUUGCUCGGCCGUCAAAGGAGAGGCGACCUCGCUGGCGCGACCGACGAAGGAGGCGCGGCUGCCGCGGCCGGCGUUCUGACUGCUGUAGACGAGGAUGGUGAAGGAGAUGAGGAAGCUGAUGUGCCGAGAGAAUUUGAGUACUUUACGGACAACGAGGAAGAUGAGGACGAGGAGUGAGGAUUUUCGCGAGCAAGAAACCAAACCAAAGAUUUUGGGGUCGGUGUGGGUGCCGUCUUUAGAGCAUAGAAAGGAGGCGGCGUCAAGGUCAAGACGAGGGUGGAUCGCCACUCUACAGGAGACAGUCGGUGGCAAGAUGACCGACUUGCUGGGCUGUACAGUAGUGUAACAAAC